GUCCUGCGAUUCGAGCGAAGUAUUGAUUUUCUCACAGUGCUGACAUAAUUUCCUUACCAUCGAGUGCAGUCGUGUUUACCUAGCGUGCUACGCUUAAAAUUGGCCAAACGAGUUUAAAAUUUCGGUCGGAGCGUUACGGGAAAAGGCGACAAGAUUGCACACCUACUGGAAAACCCCCUGCAUCAAGGCAACGGUGGAACGGCGGACCGUCUGGGCGUGGACUUCGAGUUCUACAUGGCCUCGAAGGUGCAUCCAAGUCCGGGGGCGGCGCGCAGUGUGUGGGCGUUGCCCCUAACCGCCUCCUCCUCCUGUAAUAUGGUCGUUGCGGAGGAGGAUGGCCAUGCUCACGCCGACGACAUUCAUCUAGAUCACCGCCCACACUCUCCUCCUUUGACAGGUCGCGGCACAGAUGGUCGUCACGGUGGUGCAGGUGUUGAAGACCAUGAGAAUGUUCUUCUCUUCGAAGGAUUAGAUGGCGCCACUACUGUAAACCUGGACGAUAUUUUCGACAUUAUCAAAAAUGGAGAAGUCAGUGAGGUGGAGAACUUGGUGGAUAAGUUCGGCAUGGAGUGUUUGUCAGCCAGGGAUCGCCAUGGCUACACGCCUGCACACUGGAUAGCUCUUAAUGGAAAUGUCCAGCUGAUGAGGUACCUCAUCGAGCGAACUGCUCCCAUUGAUUUGCCUUGUUUGGGAACGCAAGGACCACGACCAAUUCAUUGGGCAUGCAGGAAGGGCCAUGCCUCCGUCGUACAGGUGCUCCUCCAGGCGGGAGUUGCCGUCAACGCGGCGGAUUUUAAGGGACUGACUCCGCUACAUCUGGCUUGCAUGUACGGACGGACAGCCACGGCCGCCUAUCUUCUAGGAAUGGGAGCACUGAACAACCUAACCGAUAUUAAUGGUGAUACGGCGUUACAUUGGGCGGCAUACAAAGGUCAUGCAGAUUUGAUGCGACUGCUGAUGUACUCUGGAGUAGAACUGCAAAAGACGGACAACUUUGGAUCCACACCAUUGCACCUGGCGUGCUUAUCGGGCAAUAUGACCUGUGUCCGUCUGUUAUGUGAGAAAUCCCAGCUAGAUCUGGAACCGAGAGACAAGAAUGGAAAGACGCCGAUAAUGUUGGCUCAGGCUCAUCAGCAUCAGGAUGUAGUCCGUCUACUUUACGGGGAAGUUAAGAAGAAAUCUCGCUGGAUUCCCUCGGUUUCAGAAAGUUGGGGAUGGCUAUUCGGCGGAGCCGGGGACUCCAAGGGUCCACUGUUUCUGUUCCUUUUCUCCGUGCUGCUAUGGGGCUAUCCAAUGUACAUGAUCCGUGCGAUACCUAUAACAUGGAAUAUACUAAGGCGUUCGCAUUACUGCUUUAUAUACUGGAACAUACUAAUGUGGGUCAGCUGGGCAAUUGCCAACCGUAGGGAUCCGGGGUACAUACCACUCAGUUCAGAUGCAUACUACCGAGCCAUCAAGCAGAUCCCAUAUUUUGAUAAACUGAAGAAGCGCAAUGUUAUGUUAACCAGGCUGUGCCACAGCUGCAGGUGUCUCCGACCGCUAAGGGCCAAACACUGUCGAGUGUGCAACCGGUGUGUGUCUUACUUCGAUCACCACUGCCCCUUUAUCUACAACUGCGUGGGUCUGCGCAACCGGAUGUGGUUUUUCCUGUUUGUCCUCUCGGUGGCCAUCAACUGCUCUUUCACCAUAUACUUUGCAUGCUACUGCGUAAUGAUCGAGGGCUUCACAAUGCUCUAUGUUUUGGGACUUAUCGAGGCGGUUGUGUUCUGUGGACUUGGUUGGAUACUAACUUGUACUUCAAUCCUUCACGCCUGCAUGAACCUGACGACGAACGAGAUGUUCAACUACAAAAGAUAUCCUUAUCUCCGGGACAAGCGUGGUCGCUAUCAAAACCCCUUCUCGCGCGGUCCCAUAUUGAAUUUGCUGGAGUUCUUCGUCUGUCUGCCAGAUCGAGGUGAUGACAACGAUCUUUUGCUGGAGGAUAACAUUUGAUUAAGGAUCUAGGAUCGAGCCCCUGCCCGCCGGCGCAAGCUGCCCGUGCGUGGAUAAUGUUGCGAGGAGGCAGCCAGGGACCCACUCGGGUAGGCUGCCAAUUUGAUUUCGCUGCACAGGCUUUUUGCUUACUCGAAUGCUUUAAAGUUCGAAUCGAAAGUCGGCAAGUGCGUAUUUUAUCAUCUACAAUUGCAAUAUAUCUAUCGUUACGGAAGGACAAAUCGAUAGAUAUCUGCUCAUCAGCCUGUUUAAAAUUACAAAAGCUAAAAGCACAAUCAAAGGAAUUUGGUAAUUACUGUACUAAAAUUCCAUUAUUACACAAGGAAACGAUUCAAUUCCUUCCGCAAUGGUGUCUAAGCAUCGGCCAGCCGAGCUUUGCUUUUCCAACUCGUUACCUUCUAGCCUUGGAUAAGAAUACGCUUUUCUCGUUAGUUUUUGUACAAAAUUGUUAUGUAUAAAAUGUGUUAUUUAAUGAUCUCUAUAUAUUAUAUACCUACUAUUAUAAUAAAUGGUGUAAAAGUUCACUAAA
This is a messenger RNA of Drosophila eugracilis, 2521 nucleotides long. RefSeq names its product probable protein S-acyltransferase 23 (gene Patsas). Gene Ontology annotation, biological process: protein palmitoylation. Gene Ontology annotation, cellular component: Golgi membrane. Gene Ontology annotation, molecular function: palmitoyltransferase activity; protein binding. The record is from RefSeq and is a predicted model, not a curated record. Lineage: Eukaryota; Metazoa; Arthropoda; Insecta; Diptera; Drosophilidae.